This is a messenger RNA of Mytilus trossulus (common blue mussel), 709 nucleotides long. RefSeq lists its product as uncharacterized. The coding region runs from base 49 to 648 and encodes 199 amino acids. Gene Ontology annotation, molecular function: calcium ion binding. Gene Ontology annotation, cellular component: lysosome; extracellular region. Gene Ontology annotation, biological process: cell-matrix adhesion. The record is from RefSeq and is a predicted model, not a curated record. Lineage: Eukaryota; Metazoa; Mollusca; Bivalvia; Mytilida; Mytilidae. The transcript is spliced from 6 exons.
UGGUUGAUAAUGUGACCUAUUUUGUAUUACUACAGAAACUUUAUUGUAAUGAUGUUUCCCAUACUAGUUGUAAUUUUUGUCGAGUGCUUAACAUCCUCAGUAUCAGGGACAUGUUGUGUACCUCCUGUUUUUCAAACAGAAAUGGAUGUUACCGGUGGCUUGAUUAAUUUACAGACAAACCACAAAGAGUUCUUUGACAGAAGAGUCCAUUUGUACUUUGAUUAUCACAGAAAAAUGACGCGAACUGAUACGAUUGUAACCUUGAGUGAGAAUAUGACCUUCACACACACUGAGAUUGUGGAUUAUCACCAUGGUAAAACUUAUAAAAUAGAUCUAGGACGAUGUUCUGUAGAGAAACUGACGGUACCAAUACAAGAUCAAUGUAUACCAAAUGAUGCACAACUGAUUGCGCAACGAUCAAUUGGACCGCCGGAUAACAAUUUAGAAGUUCAGAUCUGGAAAUAUGUAAUACCCAGUACCAAUGUGACAGUUGUUCGCUCUGUAACUACACCAGAUUGCUGGCCGGUUUCACAGAUUGAGUAUGGAACAUUCGAAGGAGGUUACACUGCUAUGUCAUAUACUACAGCAGAUAUCAGUAUACACCCAUACUCUGAGUCAGUGAUGACACGACCAAAACAUUGUCAUUAAUACGUACAUGAUGACCAGAAACUGCUAUAUAGGGCUUAGUUAUUUAUAAAAUAUAAAUUAU